Molecule: messenger RNA, 2180 nt
Organism: Trachymyrmex cornetzi
Lineage: Eukaryota; Metazoa; Arthropoda; Insecta; Hymenoptera; Formicidae
Product: DNA polymerase
Exons: 2
Biological process (GO): DNA replication
Molecular function (GO): DNA-directed DNA polymerase activity; nucleotide binding; DNA binding
Source: RefSeq, a predicted model, not a curated record
AUGUCGAUAUACAAAUCUUAUCGCGGUGAGGAUUGCAUAUCAUGGUUUAUCAAGGAAUUAUACGAUUUGGCGCAUCACACGAAAACGAUAUUCGAUAAGAAUAUGGCUAUGGCGGAGUUUACAUCAAACGUCGAGUGGGAACAAUUUCGAAACGCGACUCACUGUCAUAUCUGUGAAAGACCAUUUGAGGAAGGAGAUUUGCGCGUACGCAAUCACUGUCAUUUAACCGGACGUUAUAGAGGUCCUGCACAUUCACGUUGUAAUUUACUGUAUCACGAUACGUACGUUAUUCCUGUAGUUUUUCAUAACUUGGCAGGUUACGAUGCACAUUUUAUCAUAAAGGAUAUUGCUAAUAGUUUUGUGGGUAGAGUCGACUUGUUACCUAUAACGAAAGAAAAAUAUAUAUCGUUUACGAAACAUGUCAAGGCUACAAACUCUAAGCAGGGAACGGACUGUUUGAAAUUGCGUUUUGUGGAUUCAUUCAAAUUUCUCAAUACUAGUCUCGAGAAAUUGGUAUCGUAUCUCGACAAGAGUAAAUUGAAAAUUAUACGAUCGGAAUUUUCCAAUCUUGACGCUGAGGAUUUUGAUUUGCUUACGCGGAAAGGAGUGUUUCCGUAUGAGUAUAUUGAUAGCGUUGAUAAGCUAAAUGAGACUAGUUUACCACCGCGUGAACUGUUUUAUAGUUCGUUGACCGACGAGGCUGCUUCCGAUGAUGAUUAUCAACACGCGACGAACGUUUGGCGACGUUUUUGCAUAGAGACUCUCGGUGAUUACAGUGAUUUGUAUCUCAAGACAGAUGUGCUUCUAUUAGCAGACGUUUUCGAAAAUUUUCGUGAUACGUGUAUUGAGAGUUACGGAUUGGAUCCAGCGUAUUAUUACACUUUACCGGGAUAUACAUGGGACGCUAUGUUGAAAUACACUGGUAUUCGAUUCGAAUUACUUACCGACAUCGAUAUGGUGAUGUUUGUGGAACGUGGUGUACGCGGUGGUUUGAGUCAGUGUUCACAUAGAUACGCGCAAGCUAAUAACAAGUAUAACGUAUCUUCGUACGAUCCUUCGGAACCCUCGACGUACCUCACGUACUUCGACGUGAAUAAUUUGUAUGGUUGGGCGAUGUCCGAAUCCUUACCGUACGGAGAAUUUCAAUGGGUCGACGACAUCGAGCGCUUUGACGUAAUGUCUGUAUCGUCAGACUCCGUUAUCGGUUAUAUUCUGGAAGUCAACCUUGCGUAUCCACAAAGCAUUCAUGACACUCACGUUGAUCUUCCAUUUUGCCCCACUCGCGAACGACCUCCCGGAAAACGGAAUGUUAAACUGCUGGCCAAUCUUUACAAUAAGGAGCGCUAUGUCGUGUACUAUCGCAAUCUGCAGCAAUGUAUUCAUCAUGGUCUCCACAUCACAAAAAUUUACCGUAUAUUACAAUUCGCCCAAUCCCCAUGGCUUCGCGGAUAUAUCGAACUUAAUACGAGAUUUAGAAUGCUCGCGAAUAACGAAUUCGAGAAGAAUCUUUACAAAUUGAUGAACAAUGCGGUAUUUGGAAAAACGAUGGAGAACGUACGCGAUCACGUUGACGUUCGACUUAUAACGCGUUGGGAUGGGAGAUAUGGUGCGGAAGCGAUGAUAGCGAAACCGAAUUUUCACAGUAGAAGUAUUUUUUCUGAAAAUCUAGUUGCUGUGGAAUUGCGCAAACUCGAGGUAAAAAUGAAUAAACCGAUAUACAUAGGUAUGUGCAUUCUCGAAAUAGCUAAGUUGCGUCUAUACGAAUUUCACUAUGAAUACGUAAUACCAUUGUAUCGCGAUACAUGUAAGAUUUUGUACACGGACACUGACAGUUUGAUUUAUCUUCUGGAGUGUGAGAAUGUAUACGAUACGGACAUCAAGCGUGAUAUCACGAGAUUCGAAACGAGUGAUUAUCCUGAGAGAAACGUGUAUGAUAUUCCACGCGUAAAUACCCGAGCGAAGAUGUAUGCGUUGAGAGUGAUUGGAAAGAGCGAUACGAAGAGAAUAAAGGGUGUUAAGAAAAACGUAGUCGCGAAAACGAUCACUUUCGACGAUUAUGUGCGAUGUUUGAACGAUGUAACGGUACAGUCGAGACGUCAGUCGUCCAUACGAUCGACAUUGCAUGAGGUCUACACGGUGUCUGAAUUGAAACUUGCUCUUAGUCCAUACGAUGAUAAGCG